Molecule: messenger RNA, 43964 nt
Organism: Pelobates cultripes (western spadefoot toad)
Lineage: Eukaryota; Metazoa; Chordata; Amphibia; Anura; Pelobatidae
Source: the annotation of a GenBank genome assembly
AUGCUCCUGCACUCAAGCUCAAAUUGCCCUUAGUGCCCGGGUGCUAGCAAGUCGUGGCAGUCCAUAUAUACAUCCAAUAGAUAGCUGCACUCACGGUAGAUAAAAAUCAAAAUGUAUUGAAAGUAAGUUAAAACAUCAGCGAUCAACGUUUCAGUCCUUUAGGGACUUUCCUCAGGAUCAUCUAAAGGACUGAAACGUUGAUCGCUGAUGUUUUAACUUACUUUCAAUUAAUUUUGAUUUUUAUCUACCAUGAGUGCAGCUAUCUAUUGGAUGUAUAUAUAUAUAUAUAUAUAUAUAAAAAAAUAUCACCGCAUACGUAGUCCUCAAAAGUCCAGUCCCAAAAUAAUCAGCGUUUCGGCUUUAGCCUUCUUCAGUUUGUUCCAUGUUUUCUGUUUCAAUGUUAGGAGCUAGUUAGAUAUCACCAAGUAAAAAUGUUUGUGUCUAACGUGUAUAAGGUAUACACUGAUCCAUAAUAUGUACUAUUAUAAUAUUAUUAUUUUAAUUUCAGAUGCCACGUUCACAGUGCUCGGAAAAUUGCCCACCUGGAAAGAGAAAAGUCCCAGGAUCUUCAAUCCAUAGCUGUUGCUAUAACUGUGUCCAGUGUUCAGAGGGUGAAAUAUCCAAUAUAUCUGGUAUAAUAAAACACCAUUACUGUAAAUUAAAGCUAGCUAUGUAUGUGAGGUACCUGUAGUAAGGUAGAGUCUGAAGUAGAGCUUUGGCUGAGGGUUAAUGCAAAAGGCAUGGUCAGGCAAGCAGAGUCAGCAACAUACUGACAAACAGGAACAAAAUCAGGAUCCAGGAGUUUAGUGAAAGGCAGGCAGAGGUUAUACACAAUCUGGCAACAAAGUAUAGAAUUGUAAAGAAAAAGAGUAGUCAGAAAUAUGGCAAAAACAUAAUCAAAAAUACAGUAGCAAUCUGAGGAAAAUCACUCCCAAUACAGAGAGUACAGGAAGUGCUAGUAUGAAAGGGCUGAGAUAAUUGCAGAUGUACCACAGCUGGCAGGCAGGUGGAGCCAUGGAGUGCUAAGAGAAAAAAUAAGGUAUAGAGAGCACUGUGGGAAAUAUUAAGUCAUCUUUGUGACUGAAUAGUAGAACACCAGAAACCAACAGACCAAGGUUCAAAUCCACAAAGCCACUUCCAAAACAUAGGUGUCUGUCUAUCCAUCUCAUUUGCAGCAGGUCAUAACAACAAAAGGGUGCUCUACUAAGUAGGAAAGACACUUACCAUGAAGGGGUUGAAUAAUUAUGAGACUGGAAAAGUCAUUAUAAGUUGAAUUUGGGUAAACAACUUGAAUCAUUUGUUAUGUUGAGCUAUUUCAAUUGUUUUUAUUUGAUGUGUUCAUUGAGAGAUUCUGAAAGGUGGACACAAACAUCGACAAAAACAUUAGCACAAACUAUAUGCAUACAGUGACAAAAACUGUCGUCGGUUCCCGCACACCACAACCGAUCUGUUGAUAUUAUUACUUAUUGUAUAAAUUUACUUAUGUAUACCUACAUCUAGUUAGAUCACUUUAUGUUUUUUUUGCCCCGAACACAAAUAUAUAUAUAUAUAUAUAUAUAUAUAUAUAUAUAUAUAUAUAUAUAUAUAUAUAUAUAUAUAUAUAUAUAUAUAUAUAUAUAUCAUAUAAAUAAUAAUUAAAAAUAAUUAAACUGUAAAAAUAAUUUUAAAAAUAUAUAUAUAUAUAUAAAUAUGUCAUUUUAUUCUCACUGUAUUUUGAUAUAAAUAUAUAUAUAUAUAUCUAUGUAUAAUUUCCCCUUAAUGACCGAGGACGAACUAGGUACAUCCAACAAAAAAUGGUUGUUAAGGAUGUCCGCGACAAAUAGGAGCCCUGGACCGACGAUCCGCUGUGAUCACAGUCGUGCAGGACUGGCAGAGACCCCAACAGUCCCUCUACAGCAGCUGCGGCCACCCCGGCCCUCCAGGGCCAUGUCAUCACCAUGAUCACAUCACCGUAAUAGUACUCUAGAAGCUGCCAGCAGGGGGACUGUCUGAGCUGUCGGGUAGUCCCCCAGGCUGCUAAAAAAAUAAAUAAAAUAAAUAUAUUAUACAUAUACAGGUGGUCCAUUUUAGUGACCUACCUGUUUUACCACGUCUCGCACUUACGACCAGGCGUUAGUGCGAGCCGUCAAGGGGAUUCCCUGCUCUGGUGCACAUGUCUAUGUUUGGGAUAACUUCCCCGAACAUAGAUGAACGCACCAUAGCAGGGAAUCCCUCAAAUCUAUGUUUGGGGAAAAUUCCCCAAACAUAGGCGAACGCACGAGAGCAUUGAAUCUCUCAAAUCUAUGUUUGGGGAAAUUUCACCGAACAUAGAUUUGAGGGAUUCCCUGCUCUGGUGCGUUUGUCUAUGUUCGGGGAAGUUUCCCUGAACAUAGAUGAAUGCACUAGAGCAGGGAAUCCCUUAACUUCUCACUUAGCGACCGAUUCGUUCUGCGACCAGGUCAUAGGAAGGGAACCCGGUCGGUAUGUGAGGAGUGUCUGUAUUAUAUAUUUAUAAUAUAUUAUAAAAUAAUUAAAUCAAAUAUAUAUAUAUAUAUAUAUAUAUAUAUAUAUAUAUAUAUGAAAAUGUAUUCAUACUUACUGUAAUUUUCCUUUCCUGGUCAUAGGCCAUGGCAGCACAACAAUGGGUUAGCUCCUCCCUAUCCCUAAUUAGACAGGAACAAAUAAAUAGGGGUAUAAAUACCCCCUCCCACCACCACUCCCUCAGUCUUGUUAACAGCAAUAUCCCAGGGUGGGAUCUUUGUGCUGCCAUGGCCUAUGACCAGGAAAGGAAAAUUACGGUAAGUAUGAAUACAUUUUCAUCUUUCCUGGCCAUAUCCAUGGCAGCACAACAUUGGGUAAUACCCCAGCAAUAACCAAAGGAGGGAAUAAAGAAAAACUCAGACUCAGUAAUUCAGAGAUGCUAGUGUAUUAGCAAUUUAACAACACGUGAAAUUGUAGACAAAUCAACUAAGAUGAGUUGACUGCGGACAGAACAGUUUUGUCGAAGUGGUCGAAGUGGUCUAACUGGCUGGCUUUUACUCAAUCUGGUAAUGUUUUAUAAACGUGUUCGGAGAGGACCAAGUGGUUGCUUUGCAGAUGAGUUCUGGUGAUACGUUAGCCGCUGCUGCCCAAGAUGAGGAAAGGGACCUCGUAGAGUGAGCUUUGAGUCCUUCUGGAAUUUUCACAUUUGAUACCUUGUAAGCCUGUAUGAUUGUGGCUACUAUCCAUCUACUGAUGGCUAUUUUUGAUGCUUGAAGCCCUCUUCUGGGACUGUUGGGGAUGAUGAACAGUCUUUGAGAGUUACGCCAAGCAGAUGAUCUUUGCAGAUAAACAGACAGACCUCUCACCAGAUCGAAUUGAGAAGGAAUGAGUUCUGCUUCAUUUUCGUUAACUUCCGAAUGAAGAGCUGGGAGUAUUAUCUCCUCGUUGAUGUGAAAAGCUGAUACCACCUUAGGACGAAAUUCAGGAACAGUCCUCAAAAUUACUUUGUCCUUGUGGAACACUGUAAAAGGCUCUUUGGCCGAUAAGGCAUGGAGCACAGACACCGUUCUGCCUGAAGCUAAGGCCGCCAACAGAACUGUCUUUAUGGUGAGAAAGUGAGGAGAGAUGGAUUCUAGAGGUUCAAAAGAAGGACCGCUCAGAGCUUUUAAUACCAGUGGUAGAUCCCAUGGUGGAGCAAAAGGCUUGAUAGGAGGCUUUAUCUUUAAUACUGCUGCCAUGAAUCUGGUCACAUCCGUGUUUAAGGCCCAUCUUUGAUCUGUAAGGGCUGAGAGAGCCGAAAAAUGUACUUUUAGGGUAUUGUAACUUAACCCCUUGUCGAGCCUUAGUUGCAGAAAUUCCAGGAUAUCUUUAGUAGUGAUUGUCUGAAUGUUUAUUUGAUUAGACGUUUGCCCAGGAGGAAAAGACAUCCCAGAUUCUGUAGUAAGUGGAGGACGUAGAGCGUCUUCUUGUUUGUAGCAGGGUGUCUAUUACUGCAUAAGAAAAACCUUUACCUUUUAACCCUUCCCUUUCAACUUCCAUGCCAUCAGAUUGAGGGAGGCUGGGUCUGGGUGGAGAACAGGACCUUGAUGUAGAAGCGAAGGAAUCUUGGGAAGCUGCCAAGGGUCUGCAUUGCAAAGGCUCAAUAGAAGGGGAAACCAUGGUCUGCGAGGCUAAAAGGGAGCUAUGAGAAUGAUGGAUGCCGUCUCUUGUCUCAACCGUCUCAGAAGUGGAAAGAUGAGUGGAGUAGGAGGGAAUGCAUAACCUAGGUGGAAUUGCCAAUCGCUUGAUAGAGCAUCUCUUCCUAUUGCCAGAGGAUCAAUGUUCUUUGAGAAGAUGUUUUUUUUACUUUCCUGUUUUUGUUUGUUGCCAUUAGGUCUAUUUGAGGCAUUCCCCAUAUUCGUGUAAUUUUCUCUAAUAUUUUGUUUGACAGACUCCAUUCUCCUGGGUAUUUUCCACUCUGCUCAGGAAAUCUGCGAUGGAAUUCUGGAUUCCAGGAAGAUGUACUGCCGAUAUGCCUGCUAGAUGUUUUUGCAUAAAGGAGACUUCAUAAUUGACAUCAUCUUCUGACUCCUCGUUCCUCCUUGAUGAUUUAUGUAGGCAACUACCGUGGCGUUGUCUGUUCUGAUUUUGACCCACUUGAAGUGUAUAAGGGGGAGAAUUUGGUCUGAAUUGGUCUUGCAGGUGAGCUCCCCAUCCCCAUGGGCUCUUAUCCGUGGUUACAACAGUCCAUGUGAUGUUCCCCAAGAGGAAUCCUCCGAACAGGGACUUCUUUUGUAACCACCACAUCAGUGAUUGAUGGACCUGAGGAGGAAUCUUGAUAGGCUGUUGUUGAUUUCCUGUUCUGAACUGGAGGAUGAAGUUCUUCUGGAAUUUCCUUAUCCUCAAUUGGGCCCAUCUUGUUAGCACUAUGGUGGAGGACAUUGAGCCUAGAAGACUCAUGCAUUUCUCUGCUGAGGUUACAUUGAAUGCUAACAUGUCUUUGACUUUAUUAAUUUUGUACUUCUUUCUGGAGACAGUUGCACUGUGCCUUCUAGUGUGUUGAAUAUGGCUCCCAAAUAUUUCAUUUUCUGAUCUGGUUGUAAUUGACUCUUUUUCUUGUUUAUCUUCCAUCCAUGGAAACGUAGGAAAUGCAUACAGAUUUGCCCAUGAGUCUGAAUGGUAUCUUUGUCCUCUGCCAAAAUAAGGAUGUCGUCCAGGUAAUGGUAGAUGGCUAUGCCCUUUUUUCUGAGUUCUGCAGUUAAGACAACUAAGACUUUGGAGAAUGUUCUUGGAGCUGUGCUGAGACCUCAUGGCAGGGCCCAGAAUUGCCCUUUUUCCACCGCAAUGCGAAGGAACUUCUGAUGGUCUACUGCAAUAGGGAUGUGGAAAUAAGCGUCUGCCAAGUCUAUAUAAAUCAGCCAUUGGUAUGGAAAAACUGUCUUUAUGAUGGAUUGAAUUGACUCCAUUUUGAACGUUCGGAUGUGUAGGAACUGAUUUAACCUGCUCUAGGAUAGGUCUCCAUCCGCCUGAAGCCUUUCUGGUGAGGAACAGAUGUGAAUAAAAUCCUCGACCCUGUAGACUCCGAGGAACCUGAAUGAUGACCCUUUCUUCCUGGAGUGUAGAAACGAAUUCCUUCAAAGCUUGUCUUUUUCUACUUCUCCUGGCCAUUUGGUUGUUUGAAAAGAGUGAGCUGGAGGGGUUCUGGAGAACUCUAAAGGAUAUCUUCUUCUUAUGAUAUCCAACACCCAUCUGUCUGUGGUGGAUUGUUCCCAUGCCUAUUUGAAAAGUAACAGACGUGCCCCCACUCCUACUGACUGGGGAACUCGUCAUAAGGAUCUGGGAUGCUUGUGGAAUGAGGCGCCUCUUGAUUUUCCACCUCUUGUAGAUGACUGACAUCCUCUCCAUGGCUGGGAUCUUCCAUGCUCUCUUCCUGGCUUAUAAGAUCUUGAAUCUCGAAAGAAAGAGUAGUCUGGAUAUCUUUUGGACUUAAAGGAUCCUCUGGGCUUAUGAUCUUGUGGGGAGAAAAGCUAUUUUGCCUUCGGCUGCUCUCUUGAUACAUUCAUCCAUAUUUCUCCCAAACAACAUGUCUCUGUGGAAUGGUAAGGCACAUAAACUAGCUUUAGAAGAAGCAUCCGCUGCCCAGGAUCUUAACCAUAAAGCUCUUCUGGCUGAAACGGAGAGAGACAUAUUUCUGGCUAAGGCCUUAACCAGGUCAGAAGUAAAGUCUACUGCUAGCUUUAUGUCUGAGGCUUUCUAGAAGACUGGAUCUGCUUCUGCCUCUUUGAAUGUGUUCUUCUAGAUUUUCCAUCCAAAUUCUUAAAGCUCUGGAAACUGAGUUAAGGGCUACUGCUGGAUGGAGGCUUGUGCCUGCUGCCACAUAAGCCGUAGCGAGGUGUAAAUCCGUAUUUUUAUCCAUGGGAUCUCUGAAUGAUACUGCAUCGUCAACUGGUAGGGUACUGUACUUGGCCAGUCUCACUACAGCCACAUCUAUCUUAGGAGCAGAAUCCCAGCAGCUAGAGUCCUUCCUUCCGAAAGGAUAAAGGCGAGCAAUUCUGCUUUGAGCUGCUAACUUUCUGCGUGUGUUAGACCAUUCGUCUUCAAUCAGUACUUUAAUUGUCUCAUGAACUGGGAAGGUAGCUCUUUUCUUUUUUAGAUCUGCAAAAUAUCUGCUGGAAGUAGAUGGUUGUUCUGAGGAUACUUCCUUUAGGCUCAAGGACUUAUGCACUCUAGCUAUUAAGUGAUCUACUUGAACAGCUUCCAUAAAAUCUGGGGCAAAGGAUUCUUCUUCUGAAGAGGACAGCCCUUCUCUAUAGGAGUCCAUAUCCAUGGAUUCAUCCGAGGAUUCCUCCUGAGAAUAAUCAAAGGGUUCAGCAAAUCUGGGCCUUUUGUGAGAUUUUCCUGCUUCUUUUAUGCCCUGAGAAACAGCUUGUUCGAUGAACUGCCUUAUGUCCGGAGCAGGUGCAAUGGUAGAAGCUCCAGCAGCUGCUGACAGGCAUUCUGCACAUAAACGCUUCCCUUCUAGUGGUAUAUUGUUGCAGGCCUCGCAUCAUUUGCCUUUGGAAGUUCCAGAUGCUUGAAUUCCCAUAGAGCUAUCAUAAUAGGGAAUAUAAUUAGUCUAGGCACUCUUUUGUUUGUAAUUAUAUAUAGAGAGAGAAAAAAGUUGGCUUACCUAUAAAUAUUUGUUUGAUUUUGACGCCUUAAAAAGGGCGUGUGACGUCACCGAUGAUGUCCCUGGAUUUCUCAAGCUGACCGUAAUGCGCAUGCGCGGAACCUAUACUUCGCACAUGCGCGGAAGCCAGACAUGAUGCGCACACAUACGCGCAUGCGCAGAGCGGCCCAAGGACGCCAAUCAAGAUGGCAGCUCCCAGAACCCAGGGCCGUCAAACUUUUAACUUAAAAGCAGAAAAAAAAAAACAUGACCCCAAAAAACCUUACCUGACAACAGCCUGGAAGGCAUGAUGAAACACAUAUGGAGAGAUAGAGAAAAAAAAUGGUAAGACAAUUUUACUUACUACUGGGGAAGGUGGAGGGGACCGGACAGCCACAAAGCCAUAGACAUACCUUUGAUAUCUAUAUUGGAUACUGUAGAUGCCAGGUAAAAGAUAGGAAGAAUCUUUUGAAGAUGAGGUUCUUCUGCCACUUCCUGCUACCGCUUGGUCACUGCAGGGAAUUGUUCUUAUUGGCAAUUUUUUCUUGCUACCCCUAGGGUCACUGCAAGUGGCUGCCGGUCACUAAAGGAGCAUCUCCAGGGCCACGUACUGGAGACUUCCCAAGGAAGAGAGGAUGAACUCCCUUGGGGCCGAAGGUAAAAACCCUCAGGUAAGCCAAAAAGUAAAAAUGUUCUAGUCUAUAAAUGACUAGAGUCCUAUAGGAAUAGGACAGGAACAAAAAGACUGAGGGAGUGGUGGUGGGAGGGGGUAUUACCCAUUGUUGUGCUGCCAUGGAUAUGGCCAGGAAAUAAAUAAAUAUAUAUAUAUGUGUGUAUUAAGGCAAUUUUGCCUGGAUUUGUAGGAGGUGCUUGGUAUCCACUCCUAGUCUACUUAAGGCACACCCCUUACCUUGCAAGCGGUGUCCAGGAAUCCUGUUUCAGGCCUUUUCCAUCUGUCCAGCUUCUUCUGACCCCGGUCUUCAUCGUAGAUCGCGUCCCAGGGACUCCUAAACCGUAAGUUAGACCUACCUGUCACGCCAGGAUCGGUUCCCAAGGCGUACGGUACAUCACGGGUCCUCGCUUUACGUUUAUUUCCCUGUUAUGUCACAAAUUGAACAAGCCGUUCGCAGUUUUCAUUUCGUACGGUCAUUCGGCUAAUAAAUAUAUUCGUAGAAGUGGUCAUUUCGCAUAUAACUAUUCCGUGUUACAGUAAAACAAGUUAUCAUUUCGGUUGUGUUGCCAUCCGGCACUUUUUCAUGAUACGCUUAAACACGCUUGAUGUUCGCAUAAAAUUCAUACGUUUAAACUAUUCGUUCCAACUUCUGUUUUCCCUCACAUUGGGUUUCGGUUUUAUUGCUAUGUAUUACGCAUAAAUCCUUUCGUGGAUUACUUUCACCAUUUCAUGUAUAUACCAUUCGGGUAACAAAUUACUUGGUUAAAUAGACAGAUUAUUUCCAUUACUGUUUAAAGGUAUCAGUAUUGUAUUAUGUCCAUACAAACCAAGCUCACUUAUCUGUAUGGAUCAUUUUGACUCCCACGCUUUCAGGGGUCUGCCAUACUUAUUCAUUCAAAUGGACUCAGCCUACAUUACAGGCCUCAUUUCUGUGUUAUAAACUAAGCACAUACAUAAGGAUACAGUUUCCUUUUACAAGCAAGAAAUUCUCGGGUUGAAUCACGUACUGAUCCAACCAAUCAUACGUCUUUUCAUUACAGAUAUACCCUGCCCCCUUUUUUUUUGUUAUUCUAUUAUAUAUCAACAUAACGCUGUUUGGUAGUUCUUCAUACACUAAUUAAUUGUUUUGGUUGUAGUAUGUCUCAGGAAGGGGUAGAGCUAUCACUACACAAGGAGGAGAGGUAAAUAGUCCGGCAUCGAUCAGAUCCUGGACGAUCCCGCGUAUAACUACGGAAUUAAGGAGACAGCAAAUCCCCUACCCCGCUACAGCAAGGAAAGCAAACUGCUAUGUACCUCAACAAACAACAUGGAUCCCGGGGAAGGACCUAGCCAGUCCAACCCAGGAGACAUACAUUCCAUGUUAUCUUCACUCAUGGCGUCCAUGAGCAAGGUCAACUCCAGGCUAGAGAAACUUUAGUGGGUCACCGUGGCCCUUACUCUAGCAGGGCCACCCGCUGCUGCAUCACAAGCACCAGCUGACUUGCUAUUGGUUCCUCCAGCCAUCACCUCGGAUGACCAGGAAGUUAGCCCUGCUCAUAUGAUCCCUGAGCACAUAAAAAGAGAUAUCCUGGAAGGUAAAGAUGUCUAUCUAGCUUCCCUGCUGAUUGCCUCCCAGGAUAUUGUGGAAAAUAUAACUUAUGCUUAUGAUGAUGUGUCUGUUGUUGUCAGAUCUAGGGACUCCCGCCUAAACAGGAAACUGACUAUCCCUGAGUUUGUACUGGCCUUUGGUAUUUACCGGGAUGUCAUCUGUGCGGUCUAUCCCAAUAGAAGAGAGGAGUUUGAUCUUUAUAUGCACAAGCUGGUAGAUCUGGGCAACAAAUAUGGGGGUUCAGCCUUUUAUGACUACCAUAGGUCUUUUUCUGCAAAAGUGUCUGGAGCGUUCUCCCAGUAUGGAACAAGAUCCAACUGGGGAAGGAUUGAUACCGUCAUAUCAGACACUUUGCAGGUCUAACAACACCGGCUUGUGCAUACAGCUCCUCUACAGCCCAUACAACAAAUUUCUGACGAACAUUCCUCCACGCAAGGAGCUAGUUCCUCUGGUGUUCCAGAGAAAUUGACACGAGACAAACUGGGAUGUCCAAUCAAGUUUCUGGGCAAGUCCCAGAUAUGUAACAAUUUCAAUGUUGGGUCUUGUAAUUAUAGCGGUUGCAGAUUAUUGCAUAUCUGUUUAAAAUGUUCUAGGGCACAUGCAAAAACCAUGUGUCCAAAUAAAAUGUAUUCUAAGCCUUACCUCACGUCGAUUAAUAUGCCGGUAUUUACUGCAUUUAUGUCACAUCACCCGUCUAAACACUUGGUGGACUUUCUUAUCUCUGGGGUAUUCACAUCCACAUGGGUAUUCUACACGUACCAUCCGGGACUCUGGAAUGCCCUAAUCUACAAUCCGCACAACAUAAUCCCCCAGCUGGUGACACUCUCACAGCCCAAGAAGUUGCUGAGGGUUUCGUAUUGGGGCCUUUCAAAGCUCCUCCAUUCAAAGAAUGGCGUACUAACCCCAUUGGUAUUGUCACAGGGAAAUCUUCCCUUAAACAGAGACUCAUUAUUGACUUGUCAGCACCACACAUCGGCCAACCCCAGUCUUAAUUCCCUCAUACACUCCGAGGAAUUCUCCCUGCAAUACACCACCAUAGAUCACGCAAUUACAGCGAUCAUAGAAGCAGGGGUCGGAGCCUGGCUUAGUAAGACCGAUAUUACUAAUGCCUUUAAAUUGCUACCAAUCCACCCACACUGUGGCACCUGCAUGGAAUCAAGUGGGCCGGGCACUACUAUUUUUUAUCUCUUGUUUAACUUUUGGGUCCAAAAGUAGCCCAGCUAUUUUCGACACAUUUGCCGAAGCAUUGUGCUGGUUACUAUUAAACAUAGCCAAAUGCCCUACGGUAUUACAUUACCUGAACGACUUCUUACUGGUCGAGGAAAAUACUUCCCCUCCUAGUAGCCUCAAAGCUACCACCAAGCUAUUCAAGCAACUAGGUGUACCAAUCUCCUCUAAGAAAACGGAGGGGCCAGACACGAUUAUCACUUUUUUGGGUAUUCAAUUAGACUCAACCACAAUGCAAGCAAGCCUACCACACGACAAGAUAGAGAACAUUCUUACCUACAUCAACCGCUACCUUCAACUCGGUACUUGCAACCUCAAAGAGCUACAGUCCCUGCUGGGGUCACUAAAUUUUGCCAUGUGUAUCAUACCUCAAGGGCGCUCCUUCAUAUCACGACUCUUGUAUUUUCUUCCACGCUUCCUGCACGAUACACACAGGUUGUCCUUAGAUAACCAAGCUACGGCAGACUUAUGCAUGUGGAAGGAAUUUUUAACCACUUGGAAUGGUAAAAGUAUGUUCCUCCCUCAAUUGACUGACUCAUCACCUACUAUUUGGUCAGAUGCAGCAUCUACCACAGGUUUUGCAGCAAUUUUUGUGAACGAAUGGCUUUGGGGCAGCUGGCCUACAGCAGUUCAGGAUUUGCUAGAUUUUUCCACUACCUCAGCUCUCUUUGAGAUCUAUCCCAUCGUGGCGGCUGCCGUAGCAUUUAUGGGCAAAUAUGCCAGUUCGUUGUUACUCAGACAAUCAGGAAACCUGUCACAUCAUCUGAGGAACCUCAUGUGGUUGGCAGCCUGUCAUAAUUUUUUUCUAUAUUGUUUCCAUGUUCCAGGAAUAUGUAACACAGCUGCUGACAUUUUGUCUCAUUUUAAAUUUCAGGCAUUUCAUCAAGCACUACCAUCAGCUGCACUCACAGCCACCACCACUCCAACAUUUCAACAACUAAUACUGGACUAGACAUCAUCAUGCAUCAUAGCAGGACACUGUCCCAAUUGGCACUGUCAAAAAAUACACACAAAACAUAUGACAGGGCUUUCACACUAUUCAAAAGAUUCCUUUUGGAACAUAACAUCAUGCAACCAUUUGUUAUGACAUCUUUUUGGGGUUUUGCUUCUUUUUACCACCUUAAACUUAAAAUGUCAUAUAACACCAUCAAACUUUAUCUCACAGGCAUUCAACACCAUAUGCUAAUCUUACAACCUAACAACACUAGUUUCAUGGCCUCUCACCAGAUUAAGAACAUACUCAGAGGCAUUCAGAAAUCUGAACCCACACGUACAUCACAGAGGCUACCCAUAGAUAACCAUAUCUUCAAGGCAUUAUCUAACCUGCUUGAUUUUUAAAUCUUUUGACAACAAUACAAAUUCUGUCAUCAAAACAGCAAUAUACAUAGCUUUCUAUGGAAUCCUAAGACCUAGAGAGUUACUACAACCAACAUAACACAAUCUGCUCCUAUUCUCCUCUAUUCCCACUUAACAAAACAAAUGGAUCAUUACACCCUGACGCUACCUCACUCCAAAACCAGCCAGCACAUACUAGUAAACAUUCUAUACUUACAUUGGUAUCCACUCCUAGCCUACUUAAGGCACACCCCUUACCUUGCUCCUGACCAUUCGAGGUCAGCAUUGAAUGACCCCCCCACCACACCACAUUUUAACAUUAUUUCCUUUCCAUUUAUUUUCCUGGGUAAGCCCUCUUCUUUCUCAGGCCUACCUCAUCGUCGGUUCCGGCACACCACAACCGACUUGCCCUUUUUACUAUCCUAGAUUUCAUUAUGGUAUUUUACUCUGUACUAUCAUGAGCACCUAACACACAUAUAUAUAUAUAUAUAUAUAUAAAACAAGAGGGGGUUGGCUGCACUCACCUUAACAUGCAUAAAUGGGGGUGCUGCUGGGGGCCAAAUAAUACAAUACACAAGAUCCAGCGCACUCACCUAUCCACUAAACAGCAACUUCAAUGUUGAAAGAUUUUAUUUGUUUUUUUAAAAACACCUAAUCUAGGCAAAAAUAAUGGGGAUUUAGUUACAUUAUAUGAUCAUACAUUGCAUAAGCCUGCCACCCCUCCCUGUCACAGGUGCCUCAUCCGAGGGCCCUAUUUAGUACUGCAGAGAGCCCCAGAUGGAAUUUCUUUCCCCAAGUAGGUUAAUCUCAUAAGAGCAGACAUUAGGCUGUUAGUGUAGGACCUGCCAAAGAUGGGGUACAUUGACGUUGUGGCAGGCUUAUGCAAUGUAUGAUCAUAUAAUAUAACUAAACCCCCAUUAUUUUUGCCUAGAUUAGGUGUUUUUAAAAAAACAAAUAAAAUCUUUCAACAUUGAAGUUGCUGUUUAGUGGAUAGGUGAGUGCGCUGGAUCUUGUGUAAUAUAUAUAUAUAUAUAUAUAUAUAUAUAUAUAUAUAUAUAUAUAUAUAUAUAUAUAUAUAUAUAUAUAUAUAUAUAUAUAUAAAGAAAAAAAGCACUGUACCUUGCACUCAAACUCCAUGUAUCCAAACCGGGUGCACUCCCAGGGCUCCAAAUAUCCAAAUAGCUGAAUCAAAGGUUGCACUCACGGAUUCUUAAAACAUAGCUUUUAUUGUGUACUCCUAAAAAAAAAUCGACGUUUCAGUCCUAUUCAAGGACUUUCAUCAUGAUCCUGAUGAUAGUCCUUGAAUAGGACUGAAACGUCGAUUUUUUUAGGAGUACACAAUAAAAGCUAUGUUUUAAGAAUCCGUGAGUGCAACCUUUGAUUCAGCUAUUUAUAUAUUUGUGGUCGUGGCAAUAUAGCCGUAUAUGGAAACAUAGCAUAUAAUAACAUGAAUAUCAAUUAGUUGGAAUUAGUCGGUUGUGGUGUGCCGAAACCGACAGAGGAGUAGGCCUGUAAAAAGUGGGCCCACCUUAGAGGGUGUUUGUAAUAGAGGGAGUGGUGGGUGGGGUGACUCGCCAGACCAUUAACGGUAAUGUGAGAGUGGAUUGGUAGCCCUUUUAUAGGGAAACCAAGCCCCUCCCACAACUACAGGCCAAGCCUUUUAAUAUAUAUAAAAACAUGCACAUGUAUUAUAUUUCUAAAAAAGCGAAAAAAUCUUGCACUUCACCAAAAACAAAUUACUGUAGUGCCCAGUGCUUUUCAGCCAAGAAUACAAAAAUUGCAAAGAAUAGCACUCCAAAGACUUAUAUAACAUUGAACUUCUAUUUACCUUCAAUAAAAAACGUUCAACGUUACUGCUUGAUUCCCUCAAGCUUUCAUUCAUCCCUCAUAGCUUGAGGGAAUUAAACUGAAACGUUGACCGUUUUUUAUUAAAGGAAAAUAAAAGUUACAUUUUAUAUAAAUUGCACUGUGAAUGUUUACAUGUUGUGUUCAAUAAAAACAUGGCAACAUUUCAUUCUUUGUGUGUUAUUAGUUUAAGCAGACUGUGGUUGUCUAUUGUUGUGGUUUAGAUGAUGAUCAGAUCACAUUUUAUGACCAAUUUGUGCAGAACUAUAUCUAACUAUAGGCAGAUAGCACUCCAAGGACUUGGUAAGAUAAAAAAAAAAAAUAACUUAGCUUUUAUUCAGCAGUAUGCCAUAGUGCAAGUUCCAUAACCAGUGGAUAUAUAACAAACAUAAUCUUAGAAAAACAUUGUACACAUGUGUAACUUACCCUUUAACCCCAGUGAUUGCCGUAGCUGAUCGCUAAUUUCGGCGGAUAGAAUUGACCCAGUAAUGGAUAGUAUUGCAGCUGUCCAAAGUGAUGCUGCAGUCUGAGUGUGUUCCAGCGAUUCACUUAGAGAUAGCUGGAAUGCAAGGGGGCGUGUAUGUAUAUGGGUUGUCAUAGUAACCCGGUACAGGACAUUAGUCCGCGAUCGUUCACGGAUGCAAAGGGUUUGAAACAUAUUGGAAGAGGGUGGCAUUCAAAGCAAUCCUAACAAUAUGAGAAUAGAACCUAUAGACAAGCAGAGACAGAAGCAAAUAUAUGCUGGAUAUUAUAUUCAUAUACGUCUGUGUGAGCUUGGUCUUGGACACACUGAUCCAGAGAAAGUAUAUAAACAGACAUAGAAAAGGCUGGUCUGAGAAUAUAGUCAACAAACCCUCGAAGGAUGUGUCUAAGUCAAUCAAACUAGUUGCACUCUGGAGCUGUAAGCAUGGAUUGGUGUGAGAAAGAAAUAUUAAGAAAUGAUAGGAGGAGCUCUUGAACCAUUAGCCAAAUGGUUAGAUUUCCUGUUCGGCGAUGGGACUUAGUCGUUUUUUCAGCCUGAAAUAGACCGACCUCACAGCCCAAAUCUAUGGAACUGUUUUGGGCAGGAAAAUGUGCUUGCGGUCGGUCAUAAAGGGACCUCCAGCUAACUUUUUAAUCCCUGGAUUAUUUGGCUGAUUUUUGGUUAUGUUUAUGUUUUAAGUGUGCUGAUUCCAAAUAUGUAAUUAUGAAGAUGGGAUGUGUUCCGCGUCUCCUAUCAGUGGACGUGUAUAUGGCAGCCAUUUUAGGAACCGUACACCUGGGACCCGAGCAAGGUCACCUCGUUCAACAGGCUUGCAGCGUAUCCUCCAGGAAGAAGAGCCUGAACCCUUACCGGCUGCACGUGUCUUACCUGUACAUGGAAAGCUGCUCUGGUUCCUUGAUGAGCCAGCUGCCCGUGAGUUAACAUGUCCCGUGGAGAAGCACUCUGUCCUGUAAAGCCUCACCAAAAAAAAGGAGUGGUGUGUUUAGUAUUGUUCUGAUCAGUUUAAUACCUUCCGCGUCUCCUAUCAGUGGACGUGUAUAUGGCAGCCAUUUUGUCAGAUUCAAGUUCUUGUGCCCCACAGUUCAAAAUAACAUUCAAAUGACAAUUCAUGACAGAUCACACAAGUGAAUAGCCCUGCCAAUGUCUUCUCAGAAUUUUUUCGUUUUCUAUGAAGAAAUAGAGAUGCAAGAGCACUUGGCAGUUAUGGAUUGACAGCUGUCCUAGGGAUCCCUGAUACACACUGACACAGAUCAGAAUAGGGACUGUUCCUCCUACAUCGGGUCACUUGGCAGAUAUGGAUUGACACCUGUCCUCAGAGACUAUGAUACACAUUUACACAGAGCAGAAUAGAGACUGUUCCCCCUACAUAGGGUCACUUGGCAGAUAUGGAUUGACACCUGUCCUAAGGAUCCCUGAUACACACUGAUACACACAUACUUGGAUGGUAUAGACAUUUUUAGCUGCUCCUGGCCCGAACACCUGACCCACAUAGGAGCCGUAAUAGACCGGAUUAGGGAGUCCGGACUGACCCUAAAACCCAGUAAGUGCCAUAUAGGAACGUGUAAAAACCUCCCCAAGAUAGUAGUAUGGGCCCCAGAGUGUGAACAGGCCUUCCAACAGCUCAAGACGGCGCUCAUUAAAUCACCUGUACUUUCUUCUCCUGAUCCAACUAAACACUUUCUCGUCCAUACAGACGCUUCUAUACUUGGAUUGGGAGCAGUACUGAGCCAAGUCGGAGCAGAUGGUGGCGAGCAACCCGGGGCUUAUCUAAGCUGUAAACUUUUGCACAGCGAAGUAUAUUCACUGCCAUUGAAAAGGAGUGCAUGGCGGUGGUGUGGGCCCUCAAAAAGCUGCAACCUACUUGUAUGGACAACCGUUUACCUUACUCACAGAUCACAACAAAUUUGGGGCACUGCGCGUGCAAUCUAAUGUGCCACCAGUGGUGUGUUUAGUACUAUUGUUAUCAGUUUAAUCACUGUUACAUCCCUUAUCCGUUGGUGGCGGAUAAGUCACGCAAGUCAACCGGCAUUCAGAGCUAAAAUACAGCAGCGUGUGGACCAUUUUUAGCCCAAGGCAGCUCAUCUCAUCAGGCCUUUUUUAAUCUAAUGUAUCGCCUAGUGUCAGUCCCUUCGGGAUCCAUCCCUCAUUCAUCUUAAUAAAGGUGAGGUAAUCUAGACUUUUUUGACCUAGGCGACUUCUCUUCUCAGUCACAAUACCUCCUGCUGCACUGAAGGUCCUUUCUGACAGGACACUUGAAGCGGGGCAGGCCAGAAGUUCUAUCGCAAAUUGGGAUAGCUCAGGCCACAGGUCAAGCCUGCACACCCAGUAGUCAAGGGUUUCAUCGCUCCUCAGAGUGUCGAUAUCUGCAGUUAAGGCGAGGUAGUCUGCUACCUGUCGGUCGAGUCGCUCUCUGAGGGUGGAUCCCGAAGGGCUGUGGCGAUGCGUAGGACUUAAAAAGGUCCGCAUGUCCUCCAUCAACAACACGUCUCUAAAGCGUCCUGUCCUUGCCGGCGUGGUCAUGGGAGGAGGAGGAUGACUUCCACCUCUCCCCCUGUUAGAUUCCCGUUGUGCUGUGACAUCACCCUUAUACGCUGUGUAAAGCAUACUUUUCAAUUUAUUUUGCAAAUGCUGCAUCCUUUCAUACUUGUUGUAAUUCGGUAACAUUUCCGCCACUUUCUGCUUAUACCGGGGGUCUAGUAGCGUGGACACCCAGUACAGGUCGUUCUCCUUCAGCCUUUUUAUACGAGGGUCCCUCAACAGGCACGACAGCAUGAAAGACCCCAUUUGCACAAGGUUGGAUGCCGAGCUACUCAUUUCCCGUUCCUCCUCCUCACUGAUGUCAAUGAAGGUAUUUUCUUCCCCCCAGCCACGUACAACACCACGGGUACCAGAUAGGUGACAACGAGCACCCUGGGAUGCCUGUUGUGGUUGGUCUUGCUCCUCCUCUUCCUCCUCCUCAAAGCCACAUUCCUCCUCUGACUCCUCUUCCUCACAAUCCUCUUCCAGAGUUGCCGCAGGUCCAGCAAGCGAUGCUGAUAAGGCUGUUUCUGGAGGUGAUGGUGACCACAACUCUUCCUCUUCCUCUUCACGCUCAUCUAUGGCCUGAUCCAGCACUCUUCGCAGGGCACGCUCCAGGAAGAAAACAAAUGGUAUGAUGUCGCUGAUGGUGCCUUCGGUGCGACUGACUAAAUUUGUCACCUCCUCAAAAGGACGCAUGAGCCUACAGGCAUUGCGCAUGAGCGUCCAGUAACGUGGCAAAAAAAUUCCCAGCUCCCCAGAGGCUGUCCUAGCACCCCGGUCAUACAAAUAUUCAUUAACGGCUUUUUCUUGUUGGAGCAGGCGGUCAACAUUAGAGUGUUGAAUUCCAACGUGUCGGGCUGUCGCAAAUCAAGCGCCUCACUGGCAUGUUGUUUCGCCGCUGGAUAUCGGCAAAGUGAGCCAUGGCCGUGUAGGAACGCCUGAAAUGGCCACACACCUUCCUGGCCUGCUUCAGGACGUCCUGUAAGCCUAUGUACUUAUGCACAAAGCGUUGUACGAUCAGAUUACACACAUGUGACAACUUGCCCAACUUCAAUGCCGCUAACAAAUUUGUUCCGUUGUCACAAACCACUUUGCCGAUAUCCAGUCGCUGCGGAGUCAGCCACUUUUCCACCUGUGCGUUCAGGGCGGACAGGAGUGCUUGUCCGGUGUGACUCUCUGCUUUCAAGCAAGUCAAACCUAAGACGGCGUGACACUGCCGUAUCCGGGAUGUGGAAUAGUACCUGGGGAGCUGGGGUGGUGCCGUUGAUGUGGAGCAAGACGCAGCAGCAGAAGAGGACUCAGCCGAGGAGGUUAUGGAAGAGGAUGGAGUAGGAGGAGUAGAGGAGGUGGUAGCAGGACUGCCUGCAAGUCGUGGCGGUGUCACCAACUCCUCUGCAGAGCCAUGCAUUCCAUGCUUGGCAGCAGUCAGCAGGUUUACCCAAUGCGCAGUGUAGGUGAUAUACCUGCCCUGACCAUGCUUUGCAGACCAGGUAUCAGUGGUCAGAUGGACCCUUGCCCCAACACUUCCUUUUGCACAAUUGAGUACAGGUUGGGGAUUGCCUUUUGCGAAAAGUAAUUUCGGCCGGGUACCUUCCACUGCGGUGUCCCAAUAGCUACAAAUUUUUUGAACGCCUCAGACUCCACCAGCUUGUAUGGUAAAAGCUGGCGGGCUAAUAGUUUGGACAAGCCAGCAGUCAGACGCUGGGCAAGGGGGUGACUUUCUGACAUUGUCUUCUUACGCUCAAACAUGUCCUUGACAGACACAUGACUGUGGGAAGAUGAGCAUGAACUGCUCAAGGCGGGAGGCGGAGUGGCGGAUGGUUGAGAGGGGACAAGGAGGACAGCAGUGGUUGACGUGGCUGAAGAUGCUGGACCAGGAGGAGGCUGGCGCUUAGAGUAGGCGAGCUGCUUGUACUCAUGUGUUGAUCCCAUAGGCGUUUGUGAUGUGAGAUCAUGUGCCUACGCAAAGCAGUUGUACCUAGGUGGGUGUUGGACUUCCCACGACUCAGUUUCUUUUGGCACAGGUUGCAAAUGGCAUCGCUGUUGUAAGAGGCAGACACACAAAAAACAUGCCACACUGCUGAGCUCUGCAAUGACGGCAUUCUGGUGGUGGACACAGCAUGCGUUGAUUGGCGUGCUGUCGGGCUGACCCAGGGUGCCGAUGCAUGCUGUCUGACUGUGCCACUAGCUCCUUGCGACGACCUCCCCAUGCUUCCAACUCGUCUCCUCCUCCUCCUCCUCCCUGUCUCCACAUCUGAACUUUCGCCCUGUUCUUCUUCUUGCCGAGCGGGCACCCACGUGACAUCCAUGGACGCAUCGUCAUCAUCAACCGCUUCACUUGUAUCUGACAACUCAGCAAAGGAAGCAGCAGCGGGUACAACAUCAUCAUCAUCAUCACACCGUACGUCCAUGUGUGUAAUGCUGCCUGCCUGACACAUAUCCCUGUUAUCUACAUCCUCUGGCAAUAAUGGUUGCGCAUCACUCAUUUCUUCCAACUGAUGUGUAAAUAACUCCUCUGACAUACCAAGUGAAGCUGCUGUGGUGCUAGUGUUGGUGGUGGCGGCAGGCGGGCAAGUGGUAACUUGAGAGGUGCCUGAAGCUAAGCUGGAGGAGGAUGGUGCUUCAAGGUUCUGAGCGGAGGCUGUAGAAGAUUGGGUGUCCUGUGUUAGCCAGUCAACUAUGUCCUCAGAACUUUUCAAGUUCAGGGUACGUGGCCUCUGAAAACUGGGCAUUAUUCUAGGGCCAAAGGAAUCACAGCACCACGACCACGAUGGCCCCUGCGGGGUGGCCUGCCUCUGCCUGUCAUUUUUGUUGGGAUUAGUGGUACUAUGCGUGCAAGCUACUGUGAGACCAGAUAUGAGUGGUAAUGUGCACUGGCACAGUUGUGCAGAGCACAGGCUGUAGGCCUGACACCCGCUUGAAGAUAACUAACUGCUAUUCAAUCUAUAACAGUGAAAAAAAAGUUUUUUGUUUUUUUAAAUCCAAGCUAUUGUGACACCAGAUCUAAUUAGUGGCACUGGUCAGCGUAUCCACUGUUAGCGUAACACACCCGCUUUAAGGACACUGACUGCUAUUCAAUCUAUAACAGUGAAAAAAGUGUUUUGUUUUUUUAAAUCCAAGCUAUUGUGACACCAGAACUAAGUGGUGGCACUGGUCACCGUAUCCACUGUUAGCGUAACACACCUGCUUGAAGAUAACUAACUGCUAUUCAAUCUAUAACAGUGAAAAAAGUGUUUUUUUUUUAAUCCAAGCUAUUGUGACACCAGAUCUAAGUGGUGGCACUGGUCACCGUAUCUACUGUUAGCGUAACACACCUGCUUGAAGAUAAGUAACUGCUAUUCAAUCUAUAACAACAGUGAAAAAAGUUUUUUGUUUUUAAAUCCAAGCUAUUGUGACACCAGAUAUAAGUGUUGGCACUGACUGGGGAAAUGGGCACAGUAUGCACUGUGAGCCUGACACAGAAGCUGGCAGCAGUGGCAGACAACUGACUGCUAUUCAUUCUAUAACAGUGAAAAAAGUUUUUUGUUUUUAAAUCCAAGCUAUUGUGACACCAGAUGUAAGUGGUGGCAUUGACUGGGGAAAUGGGCACAGUAUGCACUGUGAGCCUGACACAGAAGCUGGCAGCAGUGGCAGACAACUGACUGCUAUUCAAUCUAUAACAGUGAAAAAAGUUUUUUGUUUUUAAAUCCAAGCUAUUGUGACACCAGAUGUAAGUGGUGGCACUGACUGGGGAAAUGGGCACAGUAUGCACUGUGAGCCUGACACAGAAGCUGGCAGCAGUGGCAGACAACUAAGUGCAAUUACAUUACAUAGAAAAAAAAAUUAAAAAAAAAGCAUACCCUAACCCUAACCUAGCUAUGCUUUUCCCUAUCUAAUGAACAGCAGCUACACUUUCCCUCCUCUUACUAAAGCAUGCAGCUUGAGAAUGAAUCUAAAAUGGAUGCCUUCCAGGAGGUGGGAGGGUCUGCUAGGGAGGGUGUGCUGCUAAUUGGCUAGAAUGUGUCUGCUGACUGUGAGGUACAGGGUCAAAGUUUACUCAAUGAUGACGUAUAGGGGGCGGGUCGAACCGCGCAUAUGUUCGCCCGCCGUGGCGAACGCAAACAUGCUAUGUUCGCCAGGAACCGUUCGCCAGCGAACCGUUCGGUACAUCACUAAUGCUUGACAACUUUCUCCUGAUAUCACUAUUGAGACUAUCAAUAGCUGUUCAACAAGCAUGAGUCGUUCAUUAUAUACAUAUGCUGACACAUAUUUUCUCUGGAUCAGUGUGUCCAAGACCAAGCUCACACAGACAUAUAUGAAUAUAAUAUCCAGCAUAUAUUUGCUUCUGUCUCUGCUUGUCUAUAGGUUCUAUUCUCAUAUUGUUAGGAUUGCUUUGGAUGCCACCCUCUUCCAAUAUGUUUCAAACCCUUUGCACCCGUGCACGAUCGCGGACUAAUGUCCUGUGUACCGGGUUACUAUGACAAACCAUAUACAUGCACGCCCCCUUGCAUUCCAGCUAUCUCUAAGUGAAUCGCUAGAACGCACUCAGACUGCAGCAUCACUUUGGACAGCUGCAAUACUAUCCAGUACUAGGUCAAUUCUACCCGCCGAAAUUAGCUAUCAGCAACGGCAAUCACUGGGGACAAAGGGUAAGUUACACAUGUGUACAAUGUUUUUCUAAGAUUAUAUUUGUUAUAUAUUCACUGGUUAUGGAACCUGCACCUUAUCCUGACGAAAGUUCGGACUGGGAACUGAAAUGUUGUUUCACUAGGGCAUACUGCUGAAUAAAAGCUAAGUUAUUUUUUUCAUGUUACCAACAAGUCCUUGGAGUGCUAUCUGUCUAUAGUUUGUUGUAAUUUUGCUGACAAGCACCGGGCUAAUUUUAUUUCUUAUACUGGAGUGCAGGCAUUGGAUAUAUAUAUAUAUGCAUAUAUAUAUAUAUAUAUAUAUAUAUAUAUAUAUAUGUGACGAGACCAAUCUCGCCACAUUGCAUUGGAGAAGCCUGGUUGCUCGCCUGCUGCCUUUGGACUAUGGCCCCCUGUUAAAAGACAUCUUUUUUACCUGCAGAAAAGCUUCAUUUGUGCUUUUCUGCCUGGGGUUCGGUAGAUUUGUUUGAAUGUGUUAUACCCCAGAUAGGAAUCCCAUUAAACUGUAUUCGUGUGGUCUGAGCGCCAUUCACUUAAUAAUGUGCGCUCAGACCUGAGCUAUCUGGGGAUAUGUUAAAUGUAUAGUUUUAAUGUAAGGUGUCUUACCUGAUGUAUUUUAAAGUGUUUUACUGUCUUUGUGUCCCCAUGUGCUCAAUGGAGUCUGCCUCUAUCCCUGGAUAAUUGGAUUACUUUCCCCAUUGUCCAGGAUAGAGGGCUCUGUAAAACCUGUUUGAGCCAGAUAGCCAUGCUGCCAGCCAGGGUACAAAAGAUACUUUUUACUAACUUUUGAACCCCUGGUCUGAUUCAUGCCAUUUUUUAAUAUGUUGUUCCCCUGAAUGGAUUGAUUUUGAAUAUGUAAUUUUAUGUGAAUGUGAUGUAUGGUUUUAGAGUUAUAAAAGUUGGGUAGAAAGUAUGUUUUAACUGUAUGUGUAAUUGAGUUUCCUCUCAGGAUAAGGGGAGGGAAUAUGUGGGAUGUAACUGUGAUGUGAUUGGUUGUUUUAUAUCUCCCUGUGGGCGGUCCUGUAUUUGAAAACACUGUAAUAAAAACCAGGCUGGGUGUGCCAGCACCUUAGACCACUGCUUGACCCUCAACACAGAGCCUUGUCUCGUUCUUGGGAGGAUUCACUGUAUGCUGUUAGAGACUGAUUGCCAGGAGUGUAAGCUGAUUGUCUGCUUUUCCUGUUCGUCUGCUAGCAGCUAUUUGGGAGGUUCCAGUUCGGGAGUUGGAAUGCUAUUUUGUAUCCAGUUCGGGAGUUUGGUGUUCUGCAGUAGCUGUGCCUGUAUCUCUGGAAAGGGGGCCGAUCGCCUAAACGAUUUUAACCCCCUGUGUGCAAAACGGUCCGUUACAAUAUAUAUAUAUAUAUAUAUACAUAAAUGUAUACAAAAACAAAUAAAACCGCUACAUUGGGCCAGCGUUUGUGAUUAAGUGGCUACUACAAAAGACUGGAAAUACCACAUUUUGAAUACCCUGGGUUGUCUACAUUUGAAAAUGGUAUGCCACGAUGGGGUUAUUUCACAUUCCUGUGCUACUAUAUGGUCUCAAAAGGUAACACAGGCCCAGCAAACCAAUCUGGCAAACUGAAUCUGGCAAGCCCUAUAUUGACCCUGUAACUUUCCAAAACACCAUAAAACCUGUAGAUUGAGGUAUUGUUAUAAUCAGAAGACUUCAUUGAACAGAAAUAUGAGUGUUCUAAAAUCAGUAAAACGUAUUCCAACUAUGAAAUCACCAGGAAAAGUGCAGUUUUUGUGUAAAAAUAAAAAAGGCAAAAAACAAAGAAAACCGCUAACUUUGGCCAGCGUUUGUGACUAAGCGGCUAUUUCAAAAGUCUGGACAUACCCCAUUUUGAAUACCCUUGUCUACUUUUACAAAUGGUAUGCCAUGAUGGGGUUACUUUUCAUUCCUGGACUGCUAUAUGGUCUCAAAGGCAACAUAGGCCCAGCAAACCAAUCUGGCAAAUUUCAAUGUGCAAACAUGGAAAAGGGGAAAGCGCUACAUUUGACCUCUGUAAGUUUGAUAAAGCCCAUAAAACCUGUAAAUUGCAGGCACUGUUCUACUCGGGAGAUGUUGCUGAACACAUAUUUGGAGGUUUCUUUGUCAGUAACACAUAACAGGAACUGAGAAUCCAUUUCAAAAUACAAUGUGAGAGAAAAAUAACAUUAAAAAAAUAAUUACUACCCAAAAGUUUGACAAAGACUGGUGGUAGAAUUAGUGCAUGGAAAGUGUUAAAAUACCACUAUUUAAAAUAUACCCUAGGGUGUCUACUUUUCAGAAAUAUAAGGUUUGAUGGGGGUAAAUUACAUUGGCCGGCUUCAAAAAUGCCCCAAAUAGGACACGCGUGCAUGAUGACCAGCUGAGAAAAUGUCAAGUUGGAAAACUGGAAUGCACACCCUCCAAAUAAGGUAUUUUACCCGACACACCUAUACAUGGGUGGUAUCACUGUACUCAGGAGAUGUUGCUGAACACAUAUUGGGGUAUUCUUUGUCAGUAACACAUAACAGGAACUGAGAAUCCAUGCCUAAAUUACAAUGUAAAAGAAAAAUAACCCCAAAAAACGACUACACAAAAGUUUGACAAAGACUGGUGGUAGAAUUAGUACAUGGAAAGUGUUAAAAUACCACAAUUUGAAAUACCUUAGGGUGUCUCAUUUUUAAAAAAUAUAUGGUUUGAUGAGGGUAAAUUAUAUUGGCCGGCUUCAAAAAUGUCCCAAAUAGGACACAGGUGCAUGAUGACAAGCUGUGACAAUUCGAAGUUGGAAGACUGGAAUGUGCACCCUCCAAAUAACAUCUUUUAGCCCCCAGAGGCCCCAACACAACUUUACAUGGGGGGGUAUCACUGUACUUGGGAGAUGUUUCUGAACACAUAUUGGCAUGUUCUUUGGCAGUAACCCUUAAAGUUCUCCGUACAUGUAUUCUUAAAUUGCUAUGUGUGUCAAAAAAAAUAAUUUGGCAUAGAUUGGUGGUAAAAUGGUUGCAUGAAAAGAGUCAAAAUAGAGUUUCAUACCUUAGGUUGUCUUCUUUUAAAAUAUAUAUACAUGUGUAGGGUUAUUCAGGGAUUCCUGACUGUUACGACACUCCCAGCAUAAAGGAGUGAAACCGCCGUUUAGUGGAUCUUCCCCCUUUGGAGCAACCAGCGCCGUUACUGUAGACCGCCAAACUCCCGAGCGGAAUGUAAGGUAAUGCUACAAACUCCCGAACAGAGAAUCAUCUGAACUCCUUUUCUCCUAGAACAGGAAAAAUAAUACUCCCAAGUAGCAAUCCCCCCAAACACAAGACCAAGCUCCGUCUUGAGGUAAAACAGGAAUCUGCUUUAAUGAGGGCUACCUGCCCUAACUGUAUAACUGUAUCUAUAGUAUUAUUUAAUAGUUUAGGAUUAAACCUAGAGAUAGCCUUUUAAUGUAUAAGAAUAAAAAUAUCUCAGAAGCCCCUUCCUAUAAUUUUUAAUUACAAUAAUAAAAAUGGUUUUAUUAAAAAAACAAUAAAUUUUUUUACUUAUCCUAAGGUGGGGAUUAUACCACCCACGCUAUCAUCCGAGUGCAGACAGGCCUGCACUCCACUUGUGAGUAUAUUUUAUUUUUACUUCAACCUAUCUCUACAUCGUGUCAUCAGAGCGCACUAUUGGUUGUUUUUAUCUCUUUUUCCUUGAGAAUUGGAUACCAUCACUCUCUGGAGGACAAGCAUUCUUACAUCCUACAAGCGGGGAUUAAUCAGCUGUAUGCCUGUUACACCUGAGCUGGCCAUAGCUCAUUCGAAUGUGAGUGUACAAUUUAUAUUUUAAUCUAUUGACAUCUAUCUUAUACACUCUACACCAGUGGUAGUCAACCUUUUUCCACUUACCGCCCACUAAUGCAUCUUUCUUGAUGGAAAAAUUUCCUUACCGCCCACCAGUUUUCGCGCAAGCGCGGAAUAUUUUUUAGAAAGGAGGGUGUUUUAAAAAAUACAUAAAUGAACGUACAUUUAUCUUUUUAUUUCUACUUUAUGCAUGUUUAUAAUGUUUUUAACUUUAUAAAGUUUAAUGAGGAAGCAAUAAAGUAAAUUGAACUUACCUUUACUAGAGGUUGAUGCUGCGAGACUAAAUAUUUGAUAUCUGGUUCGAUUUUCAUAAGGAACAAACGAAGGUCUCCUCUUUCAGUGAUAAUCGGAAGACUUCUUUGUUUGCUCAUAAAAUGAUUUCUCAUCUGUGCGUCAGCUCCCCUCCUCUCCCUCCUCAAUUCCCCUUCCCACCUUUUUCCCCUUUUUUCUAUUUUUUAACCUUCCUUAUAGCAAUGGCCAAUAGGAAGGCUGAGCUAGGUAGCCCACUUACUAUUAUUAGUCAACAACAAUUCUCUCCUUUUCCUUUUCUUUCCUUCUCCUUUUUUACAAGUACUCUACUCCUUCUUUCCUCUAUACUAGAAGUACUCUACUCCUUCUUUCCCCUAUACUAGAAGUACUCUACUCCUUCUUUCCCCUAUACUAGAAGUACUCUACUCCUUCUUUCCCCUAUACUAGAAGUACUCUACUCCUUCUUUCUCCUAUUCUACAAGUACUCUGCACCUUCUUUCUUCUAUUCUACAAGUACUCUGCACCUUCUUUCUUCUAUUCUACAAGUACUCUGCUCACAGACAAACACAUACACACACACACACACACACACUCACAUAGAAACACAUACACACAAAUAUACACAUACUCACACAUGCACUUACAGACACUCACACAUACACAGACAGACCCACAGACACACAUACACUUACAGACACAGACACAUACACUUACAGACACAGACACAUAUACUUACAGACACACACACACACAUACACUUACAGACACACACACAUACACUUACAGACACACACACAUACACUUACAGACACACACACACAUACACUUAGAGACAAACACAUAUACACACAAAUUAUUAAUAUUAAAUAUCCACCCAGCCUCCCUACCUGGAGAGCUGGUGUGGAUCUGUCCCUGGGGUCCAGUGGGGCUUCACUUAGGCGGGCGGCUAAUCAGACGCAGCGAGGGAGCUCUAACCUCUCUGCUCUGCUCCCUCGCGGACUGUCUACGGAUGCCGGGAGCCGGAAUAUGACAUCAUAUUCCGGCUCCCGCGGCAUCAGCAAACAUCGCGCGAGGGAGCAGAGCAGAGAGGUUAGAGCUCCCUCGCCGCGACUGAUUAGAACGCUGCCAUGCCGGGGGGUCCAGAAGGUGGCCUGGCAGGAGGGAGCGCUUCCUCCUGCCGGUCACUGAAGACUUGCGCAUGCAGAGCCGCUCGCGCCCGCCCAAAAGGAGAAAUCCUCUUAAAAAGAGGAUUUAGCCUCAGAAAUCCCUACCGCCCACCUGGAAUCCUAAAACGCCCACUAGUGGGCGGUAGGGACCAGGUUGACGACCCAUGCUCUACACGAUUGGUCCUUUCUCAUUGUGUCUUUUAUAUCGCGAGACGAUCUACUUCAAACAGAGAAGAUAUCCUACAAGCUGAAACAGCAACUAAUAAUAUAUAAUCUCUGAUAUAUAUUUGGACUGUUUUAUACAUAUAUAUUUAUUUAUUUUAUUUUUUAUAUAUAUUUUAUAUAUUAUAUAUUUUUUAUCUGUGUAUUUUUUACUAUUUAUUAUUUUUCUUGGUGCAGCCUUCCCUUGCUUUUGUUGUACACUUUUAUUGUAGAGGGUUAGAGGGUGACCCUCUGUUAGGCCGCUGCCUUUUAUAUUACUAGCGCUAACCUACCUCUCUAUCUUUAUAGGUAUGGGUUAGCACUUUGAAUUUACUCCUAUAGGAUACAGGAAGGCAAUGCGAGGACUGGACAGAGGGGUGAGGUGUGAGAGGACCGACAAGAGAGGAAAAUCAGUCUGGUGGGAGCAUUCAUUACAGACUGUAGCUGGGAAAUACGGCUUUUUGGAAGACCGAUUAGGGGAGGGUUACAAUAAUCCAUGCAGGAAAUUACUAGAGCAUGGACAUGCUUGGUAGCAUCCUGUAUAGUACAAGAUAGUAGCCAUGGCCAGGAGCCAAGAAUGGAGCACAAGGACAAUCCAAGAGAGCAGUCUGAAACACAACCUGAGAUUUGUAGCCAGUAAUUAGGAGGUUAACUGAACAAGUUACUUUAUGCCAACACAAACUGAGGAUGCAAGGAACUCGAGGUUAGAAAUGGCAAGGCAAGCCAAGGGCACCUCAACACAAUGUAGCUAGCGAUGGGCAAUGGUUAAACAUGUAAUUAUUGUUUAAAUCAACUUAAGUCAAUUAGAUAUUGAAUCAUGACAUGACACAUUGGUCUGAAUUAUUCUUAAAUUCUCACAGAGGAACAACCAUUUUUUUCUAUUAACUUUGAUGUAGGCAUUUGGUAGCAGGACUGGUGCCAUCCCUCAUUUAGCCUGCUGCUGAUUUCUUUGUCCACAAUUGAUUUUAAAUUAUUUUACUUAUAUACAGUUUUUGCCAGGAUAGGCUUAGCUUCUUUCAACCCAACACAAUCUAUGCACACAAUCUAUGCAACUCUUUAUCUGCCCUAGCAAUGUUAGGCUGGAAAUCACAACAGGGUCUGGAAACCCUUAUGCUGCCAUGAACUUAUGCACUAACACUUUCUGCUUUCCUUUAUCUCUGUAAUCAGCUGCUGGGAAUACUCAAAGACGUCACAACAUUUCAAAUGAAUAGAGAUGUCGCGAACUACUCGCCGAACUGUUCGUGAUCUGUCCGCCGGCGAACAAAAGCGUGUUCGCGUUGGGCGAACAUAUACGAUUUCCGGUCCGCCCCCUAUUCGUCAUCAUUGAGUAAACUUUGACCUGGAACCUCACAUUCAGCAGACACAUUCCAGCCAAUCAGCAGCAGACCCUCUCUCCCAGGAAGUGUCUGCUGACUGUGAGGUUCCGGGUCAAAGUUUACUCAAUGAUGACGAAUAGGGGGCGGACCGGAAAUCGUAUAUGUUCGCCCAACGCGAACACGCUAUUGUUCGCCCACGGAAUGUUCGCGAACAGUUCGGCGAGUAGUUCGCGACAUCUCUACAAAUGAAUUAUCAAUUAUCAAUAUGCAUUCAAAGGUUUUAAUGCAUAGUAUAGAAAAAGAGGCACUUCCCAAACUAAUGGGAAGUACCAGUCAAAGAGGGUUAUAAGGGUGGCAAAAUGGGCAUAACCCAGCGUAAAGCACAAUAGAGGGAGAAAAGAUGAAGGAAAUGAUCAACCCUCCUUAAGAAAAGGGGGGGGUAUGAUCACCUUCAAGCCACCCCAAGAAAUAGCGUCUCAAAAAUAAAAAUAAUAAACAACUUUAAUAAAAAUGAGGAAAAAAAACACCACACACAAAAGUGCAGAAUAAAGUAAAUAAAAUAAAUGGAUAUAAAGGGUCUAGUGUCUGAGGAAUGUAACCAGACUCGCAUAGAUCAGUAUAUAUACAUUGUAUCGAACUCACUCAUAACAGAGUGGUAAAUAUAUAAAGUGACUAAUAUCUUGCACUAGACCCCACAGGAUAAACACUAAUGUAUGGAAAUCGAAAGGAUAGAGAAGGUAAAUAAGUGAGAGUGAAAAAUAAAGUGGAAAUAACCUAACAAAGGUAUAGUACAACAGCUUGAAAAGGUUAUAUCUAACCACCAGGUAACUCACUAGAAUCUAUCCCUAUAACAGCGAAUGUUCAGAGCAAAAAGCAGCUCAAAAAUCGGUGUAGCAUCCUGGUAUCCAAAAAAUAAAUUAAAAUGAAUGGAUAUAAAGGGUCUAGUGUCUGAAGAAUAUAGCCAGACUCACAUAGAUCAGUGUAUAUACUUUGUAUCAAACUCACUCAUAACAGAGUGGUAAAUUUAUAGAGUGAUAAAAAAAAAGUGAUAAAAUAAACCGCAAAUACCCCCCCCCCCGCCACUAUUUAAAUGUCUUUCCAUACAUUGUGAUUGGUGGAAUCGCCGUGCUAAUUAGCAAGCAAAAACGCGCAUGUCAGAGGAGAGACAUGCGCAUGUGCAUCCAAUAUGUCUUGUUUACGGGGUUGCGCAUGUCCGAAAAAGUAAAGGGAGAUGAAUGCGCAUGUCCGCCCACCGGCGGACACGCAUGCGCAAAAGAUUCCUGUCUACCCGAGAAAUCUCCUAGAUCAUGCGCAUGUCCGCAGCCUAAUUGCCGCGCAGGCGCAAAGUAUCUGAGUACAAAGUGAACUAAAUCUAUACAGAUUGCUCGGUAUAAACAGGAAAAUAUAUAUCUAUAAUAGAUAAUAGCUAAAACGAUAGAACUAUGUGGAGGAAUAAAAGAAAUGUUAUUCUGAGGGAUAGGGUAAAGCGGAGGACAAAUUAGAAACAGUAAAUAAAUCCACAAAGAUGGUUGGACUUAUCCAACCCAAUCCAUAUUAGUUUUAUAGUCAAAGAGACUAGAUAAUGAAAUAUAGAACAUUCCACACCGGCUGGAAAUGAUCAAAAGGUAUGUAUAGAGAUUAAGUAGUGAGAUGUAUAAACAUAUAUACAUAUAUGUACUAGAUUAAAGACACCAAUAAAUAUAGUUAGCUCUAUCUUAAUGUAUAAUUCAAUUUAAAUUAUUUACAUAUUUACAUAUAAAGAGAGAACAUGUCCAGAUAUGUAUAUAUAUAUAGAGCCCUACAUAUAUAUAAUUUAGAAGCCCUUAAACCAUCUGGUUUAAAUGAGAAGAACUCUUUAUAUUGUUUUUUACCUAGAAGAUAAUAUAUGAUUGAGCUAUGUUUUACAGAAUGCAUUAAUAUAAUACAGUUAUUUGCCGUAACUCCAUGAUGGAAAUAGUCCAUGUCGUAUAUUGCUUCAUAAUUACACUGACAAUAUUUUGCUAUAUAACUGAGUUAAUAUUUAGCUAAUGAUGAUAUGUACUAUGUAUCUAUGUUACCUUGGUUAGGGUUGAAACAUUUGUAUAUACUUUAUUUUUAUAGUUAUUUAUCUUUUAUUACUUUCUGACUUAUCUACACGAGAGUAUGUUUCACAUACCGGUUACACAUAGGGUUAACUUCAAUUUAUUACGUAAUUCAAACAUGUCUACGUCAUUAAUGACAUCACUCUGAUCCGUUGUUACAUUUCACCUGUUCACCUCCAAAUAGGAUCACUGCAUUUUUUGUAUAUAAGGUAUCAAUCUCACAUACACAAUUGUCUUGAAAAAAGUAUUUUUACAGACUGAAACAUUGACUGGAACGUUGUGUGAAUUUGUAAUUGCUCAAUAAAGCAACAGAUGAAAUUUACCUUGAAAGACUCCGGAGUGCUCGCUACUGGUAUUGUAUACAAUUUGGUUGGAGACAGCACCGGAGCAUUAAAAGACCGGGAGCAUUGAGUGCUGGGACCUUGGACGUAUAUAUAUAUAUAUAUAUAUAUAUAUAUAUAUAUAUAUAUAUAUAUAUAUAUAUAUAUAUAUAUAUAUAUAUAUAUAUAUUAGUAAAAAUGAAAAUGAAAAUCCAGCGCACUCACUUAUCUACUAAACAGUUAUUUUAGUGCUGAACCAUUUUGUUAGUUUUACUAAAAACACCUAAUCUAGGCAAAAAAUAAUGGGGGAUUAGUUACAGUAUAUGAUCAUACACUGCCGCAACGCCAAUGUACCCCAUCUUUGGCAGGUCCUACUCUGUCUGCUAAAUGAGCUACUCACUUGGGGAAAUCCUUCCAUCUCGAGUUCUCUGCAGUACAAGGCUUAAAUAGGGUGCUGAGAUGAGGCACCUGUAACAGGGAGGGGUGCAAAACCACGGAGCUGGCUAGACUCCUAAAUAUAUACAUAUAGGAGAAAACAAGGGUUUGGCUGCACUCACCUAAACAUACUUAAAUGGGGUGCAACCUUGAAAAAUAUCCGCAGGGGUCGAAACGUUGGUUGUCUUUAUUUUGCACAUGAUUGAAUAAAUUACUUUUUUUGUUCAAGACCUGAGAGUGCACCCUGGAUAUUUUUUGUUUAUAUAACGGACUCAUAGUGGAUUGCACCCGGGCAGCUAUUUAAUUUUGGAAUACAAGGAAGGAGAGUGCCAAGCUAUCUAUUUUUAUUUUAUAUAUCUAUAUCUCUGUAUGUCUAGGGGAAUAUUCACUAAGUAUUGCAUAUGUCAAACAAUUUGUUUCCAUCAACCAAUAUAAGCUGUAAAAACUCAGUAGUGAGCUAAUAAUUUCUCAAAAUGUUGUGAUGUAACAGCUAAUAGUCUUAACAUGUGUGUAAUAUUGCAACUUUAUGUGCUAACUAUAUAUAUAAAAAUGUUAAGGUAUACACUGAUCAGUCGUAGCAUUAACCACUCUGGCAGGUGAAGUGAAUAACAUUGAUUAUAUCAUUACAAUGGCACCUGUCAAGGUGUGGGGUAUGUGAGGCAGGAAAUUGAAUAGUCAGUUCUUGAAUAUCAUGCAUUGGAAACAAGAAAAAUGGGUCUGAGUGACUUUGACAAAGGUCAAAUAGUGAUGGCUAGAAAAAUGGGUCACAGCAUCUCCAAAACAGCAAGUCUUGUGGGGUGUUCCUGGUAUGCAGUGGUUACUACCUACCAAAGGUUGUGCAAGUAAGGUGAACUGGCAUUAGGGAAUGGGUGCCCAAAUCUAUGCACUUGGGUAGCAAAGGAUAACCCAUCUGCUCUGAAUACACACUGUAGGAAUAUCUACGGGAAAAUGCAAUUUUAAAAACGAACAUUUUAUAAAAAAAUUCAAAAAAUCUUUACAUUUAUUUCAAUGAUUUAAAAAAAAUAAUAAUUGGUACUGUAAUGUCCCAAUAUAAUUAGUGUAAAGGAAUGCCUACUAUUUAAUCCUUUUAAAACCUUUUAAGUCUGUGUAGCGGAGCUGCAAUAUUAAAUCCCAAGAUCUCCGCUGGUAUAGAAGGUAAUCCAAAGUAAAGCACUGGAAAAGAAGGCAAUAUCCCAAAUCCCCCAGUAACCGGACGAAACACACUUCAUGGAGUCAACUGACAAUUUUAUUCACGGCUGUUAGCCUAUGCAUGCUCUCUAUUCUAAAACACACAAAUACAUUUUUAAACCAGGUUAACACAGCUAUUUCAGACAACCUUUAAAUGUUCUGCAAUAUGACCUAAAGUGGCUAGGUUUGCCACAGUCUGUAUUUAGUUACUAUUUCUAUUUCACACAAAUAUAAAACAUAUAAUUUAUUAUUAUCCACUGACUGAAAGUUGCCCAAUUUCUCACAGCGAUACACGCUUUUUGCAUAUUGUUUCCUCAUGCCACACAAGAAGUUAUACUGAGAGCAGAAGCCCCCAACUCACACUAUGCCAGGUUGGACCCACUACUCUAGGCUUCCAGGUCAUAUAGGCCCACGCAAAGAGACACUUGUUUGGGGGUACCCGCUUCAGAGCAUAAUUAUAUCGAGACACAUUAAGCUCUCUGGCACUGCCUUAUACCCCUGCUGUGUCCUUGACAUUUUAUCUUAACCCAAAAUACAAAAAAAAAAUUGAAAAAAUCUAAAAAUAGCAAAACUAAAUAUAAUAAAACAAAAAAACUGAAAAAACCCUUAAAACAGCACCACACAUAAAUUACUAGUUGGUACCUAGAGCAACCCUCUGGACAUGCUAUAUCCCAAGUGCUUGUUAUUCAUCCAAUGAACCGAGUAUCCCUCUGUUUGCCACAGAUAUUUCAUGACUAUAUGGCUAAAUAUAGUCUUUCUCUUAGCACUCCCACUUAUAUUGUAUCUAUAAAUACCAAAGGGUUAAAUUCACCCAACAGAUGUAGAUUGGCGCUUGGUGAGGCCAAACAAUAUAGAGCCCAGGUAGCUUUUUACCAAACGAUCUAUUUUAAAUAGGGACACAGACCAAAUUUUCCUAAACCCAAUUUCCCCAUGAUGUUCACUCCUGUUUCAAAAAGAAAAAGAGGAGGGUAUCCAUCCUUAUAAGCAGUAGUGUCUACUUCACGUUAGUUAAAAAACAAUCCGUGACAAACAUGAUAGGUACCUUUUAUUACAAAUUUUACGUGAAUAAUGAACCUGAUACAUUUGUUGCCUUGUAUGGCCCACAUACUAACCAAGGUCAAUUCCUGGAUAAAAUAGAAACAUAGAAUGUGGUGGCAGAUAAGAACCAUUUGGCCCAUCUAGUCUGCCCAAUUUUCAAAAUACUUUCAUUAGUCCCUAGCCUUAUCUUAUAGUUAGGAUAGCCUUAUGCCUUUCCCACGCAUGCUUAAACUAUUUACUGUGUUCACCUCUACCACUUCAGCUGGAAGGCUAUUCCAUUCAUCCACUACCCUCUCAGUAAAGUAAUAAAAGAAAAAAUCUUUGCAUUAAUGAUCUCCUAUAAGUUCGCCAAUGUUGUAAUGGGGGGGGGGAGAACACUAACUUUCUUUUGAAUAGUUGCCUUGACUCCUCAUCCGCUAACACAGUAACCCCUAAAACAGCUAAGAAAGCAGCACUCCAUAGGUGCAUACAGAUAUUACAACAUGACUACUUAGACGCAUGGAUAAUUUUACAACCUACAGAACACCUUCCAUUUGCAAGCUCAAAACACUUAUACCAGGAUCGACCGGGUUUCUUACACCCUGCUCCAUUAUGCACAAGAUCAUAGAGGUCACUGUAGGUCUAAUCUCGUGGUCUGACCAUGCCCCUGUGGUGUUGUCCCACAAACAUUUUCCUUACACAAGGAAGGGAACAUGGAGGCUUAAUGAUACCAUCCUUAGCAACCCAGAGAGAGCCUACCGCUUCGCAAAAAAACACAAAGGACCAAAAAUUAAACUACACUCAUGCAAAAAUUGACAGACCUGACACACUUAAACAAAACCACCCCUCUCACACUCUGAAAAUGCAACUCUUAACACUCUAAUUUAAGCUGCGGGACCUAGAACUGGAAAGAAAUGACCAUCUCCUGAGGUGAUACAAAUACAAUUUCUUUGCCCAUGGGUACAAAGCGGGGGCACUUUUGGCCUCCCAAAUUAAAGCAUGUAUGAGAAAUGCAAAAAUCACCUUUCUUCAACCUGAGUCAAACAAAAAUGUUUAAAUCCACAACAUAUAGUCAAUAAAUUUGCGUCAUGCUAUAGCACAUUAGAUAAUAUCAAAGAUAACCCACAUUCUAAACUCCCUACAAUACAAGACAUACAAUUUUUCCUGUCCAGGGUGUAAACCUUCCUAAAUUGACCCAAAUAGACAUAGCGCACAUAACUAAACCCUUCAACACUAUAUAAGUGAAAUGAGCAAUACAGCAAUUACCAAAACACAAGGCACCAGGAUCGGAUGGAUACACAAACUUAUAAUAUAUCACCAAUACACACCCCAUCAGACAGACCUUUUUAUUACCAACUAUUCAAAGGGUGCACUCCUCAGUAAUAUGCUAUUAACAAAUAUUACUGCAUUGCCUAAACCAUGCAAACCUAAAACUCUAUGCAAAAAGUCUGCGAACCGACUACCAUACUUCCUAACAUCACACACAAUGGGACAAUCUUGGUUUGUCAAGGGAAGGCAGGGCUCUGAAAACACCAGGGAACUUUUAAACAUUCUAUCGCACAUACAUUGUAUUAAUGGCGAGGGCCUUCUUCUGGCACUAGAUGCAGAGAAUUCCUUUAACAGAUUCAAUUGGCAAUAUAUGGAACAAGUGUUGCUAUCUUUUGGCUUCUCCCCAGGAUUUAUAUAACAAACCAGCAGACCAAUUCACUAAUGCAGGUUUCCUUUCUACACCAUUCUGUAUUUCGAAUGGUACCAGACAGGGGUGCCCCCUCUUCCCCCCUCCUAUUCAUACUGUCCUUGGAACCACCGGCAAACAAGAUAAGAUAUCAUACAUAACUUAAAGGCAUCACUGUGGAUAGUGGAUACAGAAUCCAUAUGGGGCGAACCUGGUGCUCUGGAAAAGAUAUAUCGACGAUGUUUUAAUUAUUUGGGAAGGUGAUUGCUGCUUGAAGAAUUUUUACUGUAUAUUAAUUCUAAUUUCUAUGGACUACGUUUUACCGCUGGAAUUCAGACUCAGACCCAGACCAUUAACUGUUUAGAUCUGUCUUUCUUCGUGUCCUCAGGAGUCGUCUGUAGCAAAACAUAUUUUAAACCCUCAGAUGGCAAUAGCUUUAUAGAAUUUUCAAUCUGUCACCACCCAAAUUGGCUGAAAAAUAUACCAAAAGGCCAACAGACAAGACUCCUCAGGAAUUGCACAAAGAAGGCAGAUUUUAACGAACAGGUCAAGAUUUUAAAUAAAAAGUUUGAAGAUAGGCAUUACCCUCCUCAACUGUUGAACAAAUCUAAAAAAGAGACAGACAAUAAGGAUAGAACUCAACUUUUAAAGAAUUCAAAAAGUAAAAAUAAUAAAAAAAAAUCCUGGAAAAAUAAACAGAGAUUUUAGUACUUCCUUUAUUACAAGAUACAAUAAUAAGGCACAUCAGAUAGAGAGAAUUAUUAGGAAAUGUUGGCCCAUUUUAAAACAAGAUCAUUUUUUAAAAAUAUUUUAUCGACUAAACCACAGAUUAUUUACAAAAAAAAUACAACAUUUAAAAUCCAUUCUAGCAUCUAGCACUUUACCCCGCAUCAAAUCUUCUAAUGAAGCCACUACUUCAAGUAAUGAUGCUGAUAAUUUCCUUAGGGAAAAGCCAAAAGGGUUUUUUUAAAUGAGGGCACUGUAGCACAUGUAAAUUUCAAAACCAAAAAACAAUGGAAUUUAAAUGUACCGAACUAAGGAGAUUUUUAAAAUGAAACAUUUUAUAAAUUGUCAGACAAGGAAUGUCAUUUAUCUUGUUGAAUGCAAAUGUGGCAUUCAAUAUGUGGGACGUACGAUAAGGAAACUACAUGUUAGAAUCCUGGAACAUUUUAAUGGCAUUAAAAGAGGAAAUAUAAAACACAGUGUCCCUAGACACUGUAUAAACUGCCCUGAUUUUGAUUUCCAGGAUUUUAAAUGUAUAGGGAUAGAUGCUAUUAACCCCCACUGGAGAGGAGGAGAUAUUGAGAAAGCUUUAGCUAUGAAAGAAACAGAAUAGAUACAUAGCCUUAAACCUUUCUCCACUAGUGGUUUAAAUGUGGAUAUAGAUCUGUUGGUUUUUACGGAUUGAUCGAUUAUGCACAUAUUAAUGUUUUAAAUGUUUUACAUUUUUCAAAUUUAGUAUUCUUGUAGGAAAGACGGGAAUUUAAUUUAAGAAAUAUAUAUAUAUAUAUAUAUAUAUAUAUAUAUAUAUAUAUAUAUAUAUAUAUAUCUCCGGUCCAUAGUCAAAAGGCAGCAGGCAGGCAACCAGGCUCCUCCAAUGCACAGUGGCGAGAUUGGUCUUCUCACACUCAUCCAGGGUAGGAAUAGCUGUAUUAGAGAAUUCAAAAGGCAAGACCAUUAGUCACAUAGAUUGGACUAAGGCCAGAUGAAUCAUAAGUAGCGUUAUUACUUGCAAAUUCAGCCUUGGGCAUUGUUAAUAAAAAAUCUCAGACACCCCUCUAGAGACUGGCUCUCUCAGCACCACCAUUAGUUUGUUGAUGCUAAGAAGAUGAAAAGGACAAUUCUAUGCCCAGUUGCUUACAAGGCCCUCCAGAACUUGGAGACAAAAUGGGUACCCUUGUCGGAGACAAUAUUUUGAGGUAUACCAUGCAACCGAACUAUCUCUUUGAUGAGCUUAAAGGCUAGAUCUUGUGAGGAAGGCAAUUUUUUAAGAGCGAUAAAAUGUUUUGGUAAAACGUUCAACAACCAAAAGUAUGUUGUUAUAACCAUUAGAAACAUAGAUAUAUGAGACCACGGAAUAAGUGGUAUAGGCAGAGGUUGUAAUAACCCACAUUUUAACUGAUGUGGGACUUUGGAGACAGCACAUUUUUGGCAAGCAUUAACAUAUGCGAUAACAUCACAUCUGAGAGAGGGCCACCAGAACUGUCUGGUAAUAGCUGAUAUAGUUUUGCGUAUGCCAGGAUGACCAGCCAUUACAUUAUCAUGGUAGGUAGGGGUUAAGUUAGGGAUAGGGGUAUGGGUAGGCGUAGGGUUAGGGGUAUGAUUAGGGGUAGAGUUAGGGUUAGAUUCCUGUCAUCAUUCCAUUAAUUUUCCCUCUCUCUCCUGUUAUGCCACUUUUCAGAAAUCUGAAGCACUUUGGCAAUUUGGUUCGGUUCGCAGCAUACAAAUGUCCGAAUUGCCGAAAUUCGGCCGAAUUUACAUUCGGACCGAAACGAAUUGCACAUGUCUAAUGCAAAUGCAUAAACAUAUGAACACCUAUACAUACACAUAAACACCUAUACAUACAUGGAUUGCAGAAAGGGGUGCGGGGAUACAGCGCCUGUAGAAUUCUUCUCAGAUCCAGUGAUAUAUAGAAUGAACAAAGAAACGUAAUAUAGUGUAGUAUAUUAAAAAUCUUGGUGAAGUAAAGAUAACAAUAAUGCACUUACAAUUUUCCGGAGCUUAUGUUCAGCUCCAGAUUGAUGUGCAUGGAAGGAAAAAAUCCCCAUCUGUGGAUAUAAUGGUAGAUCCAGGUACUUCUUGGUGAGUUUUUUGUUCUCAGGCUGUGAAUGUUGUACCACUGGUUGGCAGUCAGAUAUCCUCCGUAUACAGGGAAGAUAAAAACAGACUAUAGUGCUCUCUGUAUGUAAUGAGCUGAUUUAAAAAAAAAAAAAAGUAAUAAAAUAUACUCACAAACAGAGAGCAAAUACAGGUAUUGCUCAAUCCUAUAAGGUUUGGGUGGUAUGAUCCCCACCGAGGAUGUUCCUGUGAGAAUCUUCAGGAUAAAAUUCCAGGAUAAAAAAAUGCCAGGAUAAAAAAUAUAUAUUUUUUCAUAGAUAGGUCUAGAGUCUCCAAAGCAGUAUAUAACAAUAAGCUUUAUUUGGAGAUAAUAAAAGCUAUAACAUUGAUAAUAACACUAACGCGUUUCUCCUUUAACAGGCUUUUUCAAAGUGUUUACAGUGUGUGAGACCUAUCUUGUUUAAAUAGCUUAAAAACAGGUGAUGUGGUUGGUCAUGUGACCAGAAGUUAAUUAGUUAAAACAUUGUAUACAGUAAAAUAUAAACCAACGAUAUUACACAGAAAUGUAGAUAGCAUUCUAAUAAAAUUUAAUUUGUAAGGUGGCUUUUUAGAAAGGGGAAACCAAGAUGGCCACAAGCAAUUACCAUAAUGGGAGCAUAAAGAUGGCCACCGCCAGUAUAAGUAAAUGAACUGGCUUCAAAAGAUAAAAUAAAAGUAAGGAACUUGAGGGGGAAGUGGGGAGGAGAAUGUGAUGUAUCUCCCCUUAAAACGAGCUUUGUAGCCUCAAAAGAAACCAUUUUGCUAGGGAUACUAAUGCGCAUCCAUGGACCUGCCCACAUGAAGGCUUAUGGGGAAUGUAGUAGAGGGAGAGUGAAAUACAUAGUCCCGCCCAUGUGACCCGCCCAUGUGAUCGGCAUGGGCUGUGACAUCAUCAUGAGGGAUGAGGAGAGCUGGAGGGGAGGAGAUAGGGGACUGGAAAGCAAUGUAUGAGCUUCCUAAUGGCAGAGGCAUUAUGGGGAAUGUAGUAUAAAAACGGACAAAACUAAAUACAGAUUAAAUAAGGAUAAAGCAUAAGGAUGAAACUAAAAGGCAAUAUAAUGAAAUAGAGAAUAACAAAAAGCAAAGGAAAUACAGUAUAAAAAGGCAAUGUGAAUCAAAAUAAAAAAUAUUAAAAGGCAAAGGAAAUCCAGUAUAAAAAGGCAAAUGGUAUUACAAAUAAUACUGCCAUAAAAAGCAAAAUAACAAAACAUAUAAAAGACCAAUGGUAGUACAUAAUCCUCAAAAAUACAGACUAAAACCAGAAGGUAAGAUAAAAGACAUAUAGUGAAAAAUUUACGAGAAAUUAAUAAGGUCAAAAUCGGCAUUUAACCCUCUGGGAGCCAUGGUGUCUAAUGUGAAAACCCAAUUCAUUUCACUUCUACCUAGUAAUUUCGGAAGGUUAGCCCCUCGCCAUGGGAGAGAAACGUAUUCUAUAGCACAAAAUUUUAGGUGCUUAGGGUCUUUAUUAUGGAUUAGGAAAUGUUUGGACACCAAGUGGUUUAAAAAGCCAGUUUUUUUUUUAUAUUUCUGCAAUGUUCUGCAAUACAUGUUUUGAGGUUCCUAGUUGUCAUCCCUAUUGUAGUUUACAUUGACAUUCUAAAAGGUAAAUCACAUUUUUAGAGUUACAAGUAAAACAAUCUUUUAUAUUGUAUGUUUUUUGAGAGUGUUUUGAUUUAAACCCAAGAGUUUUGGUGUUCUCAAUAUUGGUGCUUUUACAUGCCAAACAUCUUUUGCAAUUAUAGAACCCGUUUUGUUGGUUGAAAAAAGUGUGUUUUGCAUGAUUUUUCUUAGUGUAAUUUUUGGUGAGACAUCUCCUUAAAUUGGGGGCCCCCCUAAAUACUAUUUUUGAAUUUUCCUGUGGGAUGUUUUUCAGAAUCUCAUCCAGUGGUUUUUAAUUUUUUUUCCUUGCAAAACUUUUGUUCUUGUAAUCUAACACAACCAGGAGGGUGAUGUGUUUAUCUUUGUGGGUGUUGUGAUAUUUCUGUCCGAAACCCCCUUUCAGUACUUUGAUUUUUAGGUCCUUCACUAAGUGGCCAGGCUGGGAAAAGUGAUGUCCCACAGGAGUGCAGUACCAUCCUUCUUUGUGGUGUUUAAUGGAGUGUCUGUGCAUAUUCAUUUUGCCAUUUAAUUGCUGGGUGGUUUCCCCAAUGUAGCAGCCUAAGUGGCAUUUGGUGCAUUUAAUCAUGUAUACCACAUUGCUGGAUGUGCAGUAUGAGUAUGAUCCUUUAAUGCUUUUAUUGUUGUGUAUGGCUGUGUUGUCUGUGCACAUGUGCUGACACAGUUUGUACCGAGGUUUUUUGCAUUGACUGGUUCCGUUUUAUUUAUUCUUCCCAUCAGUGGACAGCUCCCUGUUGAUUAAUUUGUGUUGGAGGUUUGAUGGUUGUUUGAAGGUCAAAAUGGGUGUUUCAGAGAAAAUGUUUUUCAGAGACUCAUCUUCUGUUAACAUUGGUUCUAGGCCUUUGAUGAUCUUCUAUAUUUCUUAAAGAGCUGGGUUUUAGGUGACCACAUGUGGCACUCGUGUAGAUAUUUUCUUUUUCUCUCUGUACUGUAGCAGGCACGUGUGUGGAGUUUUUACAGCAGAGUUGAUUUGUUUGUUAAUAGUCUUUGGUUUGUAGCUUUUCUGUCUCAUAGAUUGGGAUGGGAAUUAUGGUCAUUAGGAUCAGAGCAUAUGUGAUUGUACCUAGUGGCUUGGCUGUAGAUGAUGCCCUGUUUAGUAUGGGAUGGGUGGAAGCUGGUGCUGUGAAGGUAACUGCACCUGUCUGUGGGUUUUCUUUAAACCAAGGUGUGGAUUGUGCCAUUGUUACAUGUCACAGUGGUGUCCAGAAAAUUCACAGAUCUAGUGAAAUAUUAAAUUUUUAGUUUGAUUGAUGGAUGGAAUGUGUUAAAAGUGUAAUGGAACUGUUUUUCUUUGCUUUCAGUCCAAAUUAUGAAGAUAUCAUUAAUAAAGCGAUGUUUGGUUUGGUGCGCUGUAUUUCUAGAAAUCGCUGUUCAAGAUCUGUGUUGUCUGUGCACAUGUGUUCAGAUUAACAUAUUGGGAUGCCAUCUUAAUGCCCAUAGCAGUGCCCAUGGUUUGUAGGUAAACCUCAUUGUUAAAACUGAAAUAGUUAUGUGUGAGGAUGAAUAGGGCCAGUUCUGUGAUAAUUCUGGGGCUAUAUUUUUGGUUGACAGCAUAAGAGAGGAAAUGGAAGCAAGCGUAAUGUACAGAGAUUCCACAUCCAUGGUUACAAGGAUGGUGUUAACAGGGAGAUUGAUGAUUUGGCUGAGUUUGUUUUAUUUAUAUUAAUAAAUGAAGAUGGGGUGCACUCAGAGGUCUUAAAAAAAUUAAUUGGUGUUAAUUCACAUCACAAAAUAAAAUAAGUGUCUGAUCGACGUUUAAACCAAUCUGGGUCUUAUUCAAGAUUCAUUAGAUCGCCAUUGGGUGAGAGCGAAGAUCUUUUGGGAUAUAUGUAAAUAUAUGCAAUAAUAAUUAUAUUUAAAUGUAAAACAUAAGUAUAUUUGUGUUUUCUUGGUUACAGACAGUGAAAACUGCAUGCAAUGCACAGAGUAUGAAUGGCCAAACAUGAAGCAAGAUCAAUGCAUUCCCAAAUUAGUUGAGUUUCUCUCCUACUCAGAAGGUGUGUUGGCCAUUAUAUUGGCAUCAGUCUCAGUUCUGUUUUGCUUUUUAACCAUAUUAAUAGCAUUCAUUUUUAUUUCACACUGGGAAACACCAAUUGCUAAAGCCAAUAACAGGAUCCUAAGCGUAAUUCUCCUUGUCUCCAUCAUGGUGAGCUAUCCCUGUGUGUUUUUAUUCCUUGGACGUCCUGUGGAUAUAACCUGCAUUCUCCGCCAAAUAUCUUUUGCAAUCAUCUUCUCGGCAGCCAUGUCAUCUGUGUUGGCCAAAACAAUCAUGGUUUAUAUUGCUUUCAAAGCCACCAAACCUGGCAGUGUGUGGAAAAUGUGGAUUGGAGUCAAACUGUCCACAACUCUAUUCUUGUUCUUCUUCUCUGUUCAAGUUAUAAUUAGUAUAAUUUGGUUGACUAUUUCUCCCCCAUUUCGCGAGACAGACACCUAUUCUUAUGUAGGAAAGAUCAUCAUUCAGUGUAACGAAGGCUCAGUUAUUGCAUUUUACUCUGUCCUGGGUUACCUGGGGAUUCUGGCAGCUGUUAGUUUUAUUGCAGCUUUUUUAGCCAGGACAUUACCGGACACCUUUAAUGAGGCCAAGAACAUCACUUUCAGCAUGCUGGUGUUCUGCAGUGUUUGGAUUGCGAUGAUCCCAGCCUAUCUGAGCACCAAAGGGAAAUACAUGGUGGCUGUAGAGGUUUUUGCCAUAUUGGCAUCAAGUGCUGGACUCCUAUUUUGUAUAUUUUUUCCAAAAUGUUAUAUAAUGAUCUUUAGGCCAGAAAUUAACACAAAAAUUAUUUGCUUAAGAAAUGAUGCAUGAUUUUUCUCAGUCUGAAUGUUUAAUGUUUUAUUUGUGCCUCAUAAAUACAUCAAGUUAUGUAAUACUUGUAUAUACAUGCAGACGGUUUUGCUAUGCUUCAUAUCUAAUUAAUGUUUUUUAAUGUUACUAAAUGUUUACAUCUACAUAUCUGCAUAUUAAUGUUCUUGCAUCUCUAGUUAAUAAGUAAAGUCUCCAGUAAAUUUUGUGCACUAGAUUCUCAUACACAAUGGACAUUAACACAUAACAUUCAUUACAAACCAUAGAACUCACACUCAGCAAUCAUUGUAAUAUCACACACGUCAUCUCACAAAACAGAACACAACAGACGUAGCAGAUACACAAAAUAGAUACCCAGCAGACAUGCCAAUACAAAAAGCAUAUUCAUUAACAGGCAAUUAAAGCAUAACCAAUCCAAAAUUAACAAAAUAAGUAAAUAAAUGUCACACUCUGUGUCCCUCAGAAGAAACACAGUUAGACAUAAUGUAGGUUCCUAUGCUUGUGAUAGAUUACAAAUGCAGUCUUAAACUAACACCUCCAAAACUCCAUUCUCAUACUUAGGAGUAGAGUUGAGCGAACCCGAACUGAAAAGUUAAGUUUUUUGGACCCCGGCCCCGAGCACGGACAUAUCACUGUAUGUUCGGGUUGGAGUUCGGUGUUCGGCAAUUUAAUGACGUGUUUUGAAAGGCUGCAGGGCAGCCAAUCAACAAGCGUGUGCCCUUAGAAGCCAUCACAGUCAUGCCUACUAAUGGCAUGGCUGUGAUUGGCCAUUGCAGCAUGUGACCCAGCUAGUAGAGGCAUGUCUAUUAAACAGUGAGCAGCCUGUGGCAGCCCUCUGUUGAAACCCCCCCCUCCUGAGCCCCCACCCGCGACGCGCAAAUGGGGGCUUUUAAACUAAUUGGGGGACCUAUUGCCCCCCAGCCCCCACCCCUGAGCGGAGGGUGGGGGCCCUAUAUACCAAUAAGGGGGGACAUAUUUCCCCCCUGGCCCCCACCUGUGAGCGGUGGGUGGGGGUGCUAAAUAACAAUAAGGGGGGGACCUAUUGUCAUACCCCCGGCCCCCACCCCUGAGCCGUGAGUGGGGGCCAUAAAUAAAAAUUGACUUAGUAAUGCUUUUUUUCUAUACCUAUAGAGAAAAAGACACAACUACUUCUCGCUUUUACUUUUGAAGGGUGUCAAUAUACGUCUACCCCAAGGCUAUGUGGAUUAACCAGCUGUUUAUUCCCUGGUGCUCCAACAUACUCUUAAGACAUGGACAUCCAGCCAUGGUUCCGUCUUCCUUCAGUAUGUCGACGACCUACUGUUGUGUAGUCCUAGUGUGGGUACUUGUACAGCAGAUUCGCUCAGUCUGCUUAGACAUCUGGCUGCAGAGGAACACAAAGUGGCUAAACACAAAAUGCAAUGGUGUCAACCAAGAGUGGAUUAUUGUAAACCUUCCCAUCUUUAUUCACGGGACAACUGUAAAACCAUGGCUGCUGUCUGUGCACAAGAGCACGGAGGCGGUAUGUGUCCCAUAGCAUUUUUCUCCAAAGUAGUUCCUAUACCGGUACAGGGGAUGCCGGCGUGUCUUUGGGCUUUGGCAGCAUGCUCUAUGGCUGUAGAGGGGGCCAGAACUGUUACCCUAGGCCACCCCACUAUACUUCAUACUUCACAUCAGGUAAUGCAUUUAAUAAAAAAAUCUUACUACACAACACAUGACUGCUCAAUGCCUUACAAAAUAAUUCUGUUAAACACACAGAAUCUUUCUAUUGUUUAUUCACCCAUUACAUCCGGCCCUUUGUCUAUCCUUCAUGCCAUACUUACCGCCACUUAACAUUCUAUGGAACAGUAUCCAGUGCCACACGAUUGUAUUUCACAAAUCCAUUUGAUCACUUCUCCCCGCCCAGAUUUGUCAUCUUCUCCUUUAGAUG